Messenger RNA from Cuscuta campestris, 1516 nucleotides. The record is from the annotation of a GenBank genome assembly. NCBI's taxonomy places the organism in Eukaryota, Viridiplantae, Streptophyta, Magnoliopsida, Solanales, Convolvulaceae.
AUAAUGUCUACCAAUAGCUUAGUAUGUAAAGAUCAUCAUCCCCCCUUGAUUCAAUUCAGUUGUGAUGGCUCAACCACCCAUGAAGGCUUACCAGAAUGAGAGAUGAAGAUUAUAGCUCUGUAAAUUAAUGGAUUAACUAUUUGUAUUGACUGGAAAGCAUGACCAUGUGAUUCCUCAUUUGUAUGUCUGUAUAUUCGGCUACACUUCAGGUCAUAUGUCUUCCUGAUUGAGGCUAAAAGACCCCAUAUGUCUGGUUGGUACAUGGUUUUGCCUCCCAAACGCUUUAAAUAGAUGAACAACUGCUUCUACAUUCUGAUCAUCUAAUACUUAAACCCAGUCCAGGCAAAAUCUUUGGUUUCAAGGAUCUUGAAAUUAUCCAUUCAAAUUCUCUUUAUUCAGUACUCUUUGUACCAUUAUUACAAUUCUGUAUAAAUUUGGUUUCCUCUAGACCUCUACCAUUAGCAGUCUGAAUGAAUUCGUUUCAGUUACUUUAGACAUAGGUGUUCAUCAGCUUCACUCCCAGUGCAAGUAUCUGAUCCAAUCUACCAGCCCAUACAAUUUCUGUAGAUGCUUGUUUCAAUUUGUUUUCCUUCAUCUUUUAGCACUUAAAGGUUCUUCAUUAGCAGAACCAAAUGAUUCAUACCAGAUGGAAAUGAUGACAGGCUUCUUUGGUUAGAAUGUUAAAGGGAUUACCUCAAGAGAAAGCAGAAACCAUAUUUGUUGUAGCUCAGCAAUGUUCCCUUUUGUAGUACAAUAUCACAAGGUAGAAAUGAAGUAAGAAAAGUGUCCUGCUUCAUUUGCUUGGGAGAUAUCUAUUAAUAGUGAUCGAUGGUGUAUAAGAUUAAAUGUUAACAUUUUGGAAUAAAAUCUUCGGCUUCUUCUUCAGCUCCGCUAAAACUCUCUGGUCUGGUCUGGGUUUCCUUCAGUUAUUCUGUGAAUAAGUUUACAACUGAUGCUAUUAUGGAGUUUCUUUCUUGUUGGCGGGCCAAAAAGGUUGUAAUUGAAGGUGUUGAUUAUGGAGAUUCUUGCUUGUUGAUGGGCCAAAAAGUCUUGCAGAUUUUCUUCAUUAAUGCAGCUAAAGAUCUCAAGGGCAGAAUGAAAAAAUUUCUUUUUUAUACUGCCCCCCCAAAAAAAAGAACAGAUUUUGGACAUCAAUUGCUUGGUUGUGGUGGAAUUCAAGAACAUGUUGUUGAUGCUUCAAUGAACAGCAGGAAGCAUUAUGGAUUGGUUACAGAUUGUAUGCAGAAACAAAAACAUGUGGUUUCACAUUAAUUCUUCUUUUCUUGUGUUGUCUCAGAUUCAUUCCACCUAUGUCUACGUAUUUCCUGUGGAAACUGAAUGACCACACUACUAAUAAUUGGUGGCUCUUGCUUGGCCUUGGAAUUAUUAGUGGAUCACUUUCGUUAGUGUCUUUUUUAUUUGUAUAUUCGUUUAUUUGCAUGAGAGCUCAUGAAAUGUACCCAAACCCAAGACUUUAUAUUCUUAAAUAGUACUUGAAUAAUGUCUAGUGGCGGGA